AUGGCUGCGCCUGCGCCGGCCCCCACAGAAGAGGAGAAGCUGGCUAAGGGAUCCUCAGACCUCAGGUUCCUCCUCACAAGCCACGGAGUUGCUAGUGCUACCCAGGCAGAACUGUACCACAACGGCAUCAAUAGCCUGGCUAAGUUUGCAGCUUUCGUUUCGGGGGAGGCCGACCUGAAGACCGUCCUGAAGGAUAGUUUUGGACUAGACCCGGCUGUUAGCCUGGCCAACCGGGCGCAAGCAGCUAGCAUGGUAGUGGCCUGGAACACCGCAGCUACCAGGGUGAAGAACCAAGCAGAGGUGGAGGCCACCCAUGAGACUCUCCAGCUAGCGAAGCCGAUAGCCCAAUCGGACUAUAUCGCCAUGAGGAAUGCGUACUCCUCCCAGUUCGGAGAGCUAGAAGACAAACAUAUUCCUGCUAAGGAAUACAUCGAGAAGAAGCUGUACGAACUGGAAACGGGGGAGUUCCGCGCCGAGCCCCUGACAGAGGUCGUCAGUCGGGAUGAGGUGGACCCCGACGUGCUAGUCACCACUUGGAAUGCCAAGGGCCAGCUAUCCGUGAAGAAGGGAGGGUCCACCACCUCUAUGCCCACGGGGCCCGAGCAGCUACGGCUACGGCUUACGGUGCUUCAGAAUGCGCUUAUCAUGAUUAAGCGAAAACACCCCGGCCGGGCCGAGCUAAAAGACGUCCAGAUGACGCUCUUCGAGAAGUACAAGGAGUACUUGCUGGGGGACUACUGCUAUGGUCUCCGGGCCGGGGGUGAUGCCGGUGGUAUGAUCCCGCCGUGGACGCUGGUGCUGAGCUACGAGCAUGCUAUCCGAAAGCAUGCUUACAAGCUCAUGGCUAACCACGGCCUGCCUUUUGGCGAGGCCCUCGUCAAGAGCUACAAGGAGCCCUCUGUGAAGGAGCGCCACUUCACGACUCCGCUAGCCCUCUAUGGCAAGAGGCCGAACGUGCCAGGGAGCCCAGCUAUCGCUACAGAGGACCCCAACAAGACGAAGAACCCCCCUAAAGGAGGUGGUCGAGGGGGAAAGGGCGAUAAAGGGGACAAAGGCGCGGGGCUACCUAGCCGCACCCCCGAGGGCAAGCCAAUCUGCUUCAAGUACCAGGCUAAGGGCGGUUGCAAGAAGGGCCAGAAGUGCAAGUUUGCCCACGUGCCGGACCGGGGGCCGGCUAUGUCCCCCGGAAAUGCAGCGGAACCGGGACCUGCUCCGCCUGCUAGACACAUCAAGGUCCUCUACCUCUUUGCAGGGCUACCACGGGACGGAGACAUGACGAACCACAUCAAGCGAGAAGCGAAGCGUAAGGGCUACGCGGCUACAGUCACCUGCGUAGACAUCGGGCGCUCUCCGCAGAUGGACUUUUCGAGGCCUGGGCUACGCGAGCAGUUCCUGCAGCGGCUACGGGCCGAGGAGUUUGAUGCGGUCCUGCUGUCGCCUCCCUGCUCCACAUUCUCCAGAGCGGUGUGGGCUAACUUCAAGGGGCCACGCCCAGUGAGAAGCUAUACCCACCCGCGAGGGUACCAGAAGCUCUGGGGCAAGCAGAAAGAGAAGGCUGUGCUCGGCACCAUCUUCGCGGACUUCGCUUGGGAUGUUGCUACGGUAGUGGCAGAGGGAGCGACCAAGUUCCUCGCGUUUGAGCAGCCGGAGGACCUAGGCAAGCUACAGAAGGGCCCCUACCGAGGAAGGUCCGCCGGUCUUCGGACCCGCGGGGGACUACGAAGGGCCGCUCAGGGGCCAGCGCGUGGGAGCCAUGGCUACGCGGAACAAUGCGGGUACCUGGAGCAGUGGCCCUCAGCUAUGUGCGCGUGGCUAGCGGACCUCCUGGUGACCACGUGUGUGCCUGCUUCGACUGCCGUUGGAGAGGGGACGGAGCACACGGCUACACAAGAGGCGACUCCCGACGAUUCUCUAAAAGAACCAGAUGGACGUCGGCUACUCGGAGGAAGAGGUCCCCCUAGGACGUGCAGACAGCUAGGGGUGAAUAAGCCUUUCCAUGAUGGGGGAGGGCUAUGCUCACCCGGGCGCUGGAGGCAGGGCGACAGGAGCUACGCCGAGGGCGCCGACUGGGAGGACCUCCGCGAUAAGAUGAGAGAUCUGGCUAUCCGCAAGCUCAGCUCGGAGUGGGAGCUAGAGAGGGAAGCGUUCAGGAUGGUGGCAGGAGAUGGAGUGGGCAUCCGCCUGGCUACCAACGAGUCCUUCCUGGGGGAGCUGCGGGAGCUCUGGGCCUCCUGGCUAGAGAAGAGAGGGAUCGUGGACCCGAAGAUCCUGGAGGUGGCCUCGGGGCAGCCGCUAUAUCUGCGCCUGAUACGCGCGCUACUCGAGGCGGCGGAGGACCCGGACAGGGAGUUCCUGCUGGAAGCCGAGACUGGCCUCCCAGAACCUGCGCUAAGUUGGGUACCCAAUUACGGCUCCCUUGCGGAUCACCGUGAGUUCGUCAGAGCUAAGUUCGAGGAGGACGUCCAAGAGGGCCUCAUGGAAAAGAUGUCGCUAAGGGAGUUCAAGCAGAGGUAUGGGGAGCAUAGGGCUAUCGCAGCCUUGGCGGUCAUCGUGGAGGACGAAGCUACCGGGAAGAAGCGGGUGAUCCACGAUGCUACCCAUGGGGUCAGGGUGAACCACAGGAUCAGGUGCCGUGACAAGCUACGGGCGCCUGGGGCCCGGGAAAAGAAGUGCUUGCUGCUAGAGCUCCAGGAGAAGGACCUCAAGGCCUUCUCCGUGGUGGGCGAUAUCGCUAAAGCACAUCGGCGGUAUCUCCACCGGGAAGAUGAGCACGGCUACCUGGGGUGCCAAGUGGACACGGAGGAGGCUACCCCCGGCGACCCGGACUCCCAGAUAGUGUAUGUCAACAAGGUCGGCACCUUCGGGCUAUCCUGCGCCAGCUACUGGUGGACUAGGAUCGCAGCGUGUGGACUCAGAGCCACCCACCACCUGCUAGGGGCGUCCUACCCUGUCGACAUGCUCCUGUAUGCGGACGACCUGGAGACGCUAGGCACCGGAGCACGAGGCCGACAGGGGAUCCCGUUGAGCUACACCUACCUGGCGGCCAUGGGCUACCCCUUCAAGUGGCCAAAGACGCGGGGUGGCUUCAAGGUGGAGUGGCUAGGGAUGGAGACUGACUAUGUGGGCUACCGGCUGGGGCUCUCACCGAAGAGAGCAAGCUGGCUAGUGGACUGGCUAAGGAACCUCGCGAAGGAGGGUAGGGCCGAGGCGAAGCCCAUGUCCCAAGGCCUAGGGCGGCUAGGCUUCGCAGCCAUUGCACUGGACUGGGAGCGUCCCUUCCUGGGGCCCUUGCAUGCCUGGUCGGCCAUCCAGGACAAGAGAGGCUACUUGACCCUUCCAGUAAUGCUGCGGACCCUUUGCCACUGGCGAGCCGACCGUAUGGAAGGAGGGGGACGCCUACAGAGGCCGCUACCCAUGAUAGCGAAAAACGAUCCCUGGAGCUUCUUCACGGAUGCUAAGGCCGACGAGGGACGUGGUGCCGGGGGGCACACACCCUGGUUCUCGCUAGAAGUGGAGCCGAGCUGGGCCCCCUGGGCCUUCGAGAAAGGGGACCCCAAGAAAGUCAUCGCAGCGCUAGAAUUGCUAGCGACCCUGGUGGCUGUGAAGCUAUGGGUUCCCGAAGGAGGGGAAAGGAAGGCUUCUCGAGUGGCCCUCCGAGGCUACACGGACAACAAGUCCAAUGAGGCCUUGCUAAAGAAGUCCAUUGACCACGAACUAGCAGAGGAACUUGCGGCCCGGAACUGCGAGCUAGACCUGCAGUGGAUCCGCAGAGACCUCAAUCAGCUAGCGGAUGAUCUGACCAACGAGGAGUUCAAGCACUUUGCAACAGAUUUCCGGAUCCCCGUGAAGGGGGAGAAGCUAGAGUGGCGCAUCCUGGGGCUUCUCCUUGGGCACGCAGGAAGCUACUACAAGGAGCUAAGUGUGCGGAAAAGGGAGAGGCCGACCCCGGUUCAGGGGCGGAGAAAGAGGCCCAGGAGGCUAGACCCAUGGUAA
Messenger RNA from Symbiodinium natans, 3993 nucleotides. NCBI's taxonomy places the organism in Eukaryota, Dinophyceae, Suessiales, Symbiodiniaceae. The record is from the annotation of a GenBank genome assembly.